Molecule: messenger RNA, 4819 nt
Organism: Lineus longissimus
Lineage: Eukaryota; Metazoa; Nemertea; Pilidiophora; Heteronemertea; Lineidae
Product: glutamate receptor ionotropic, kainate 2-like
Exons: 17
Coding region: 66-2963 (965 amino acids)
Biological process (GO): synaptic transmission, glutamatergic; modulation of chemical synaptic transmission; monoatomic ion transport
Cellular component (GO): plasma membrane; postsynaptic density membrane
Molecular function (GO): glutamate receptor activity; transmitter-gated monoatomic ion channel activity involved in regulation of postsynaptic membrane potential
Source: RefSeq, a predicted model, not a curated record
ACCGGUGUCCUUAAUUUCCGCAUUUGUCUGGUUCACUUCAAUUGAUCUGUCAUUAUCUCCAAAUCAUGUUUAUUUUGACGUUGCUGAUCGUAGCGAGUUUGCUUUUUGAAGGCAGGUUUGAUGCUGUUGAAGACGUCGGAAAUGAAUCAAACGUCUCUACUUAUAUAAUUGGUGCGGUGAUAGACACGACCGACUCUGUUCGAAACAUAUUAUUCAAAGCAAUGCAGCUGGCUGCUGAACGGAUUAACAAUGACCCGAAUCGUCUUCAGGGGUCAAGGAUUGAACUACUCUUUCCGCCAAAUACACCCCCGCCAAAUACAACUCAAUCUUACGAUUCUACUACAACAUUUGGAAGCAUCAAAAUGGUUUCUUCUGCGAUUCGUCAGAAUGCGCUCGCUAUCAUCGGGCCAGUGUCCUCCACGAGGAUCAGAGCGACUUAUCCCAUCAGCAGCGGUCUCCACGUUCCGCAGAUAGCACCUUGGGCAACAGACCCCAGACUCUCCGACAACCACCACCCAUAUUUGUUAAAGAUGACCUCUCCAGACAAUCUGAUGAACCGCGCUAUGUACGACCUGGUCAGCAGCUUCAUGUGGACCAGGGUCUCAAUCCUGACAGAUGACACAGAUUUCGGCUUAAAUGGAGUCAAUGAAUUCAUCAAAUUAGCCUCCAGUGGUGAUGUGAGAAUCUCCGGGGUCUUGUCUUUCCAACCCGUUGAUCCCGAGGUGUUAGACGUCACUGAACAACUGGAAGAGAUAAAGGGAAAAGGCACUACUGUUGUCAUCCUGCACUGCUUUGCCAAGCACGCGAAAGCGAUCCUCCAACAAGCUUACACGAUGGGCAUCCUAAAGUCUAAAUGGGUUUGGAUAGUGACCGAAUUCUCCAGCGAACCACAUUUGAAUAUUCCUAGCAAUUUAACCGGCCUCUUAGGAAUACGACCAUCUUCAGGACAUGGUAGCCUCUACAAGGAGUUCGAGGUUGCGAUGAUGGCUGACAACCCCACGGGGAGUGACCAGCAACAUGUGAUGGCUUUCACACAUGGCCACAAUGCAUGGCGUUGCUACGAUGCCGUGCUAACAAUUGGUUAUGCCUUGGAUGCCUACUUGAAGGAAAACGAGCCCAUAAACCAUCACCACAACUCUUGUAUCUGUGAGACAGGCACACCCUUUCAAUGGGGAGAGAAACUCGUGCGGUACAUGAAAAAGGUAAAAGGUCCAGGAGCUACCUCGGACAUAGAAUUCAACGAGUUCGGUUAUCCUAAAACUGCCAACUUCGAAAUCGUAAAUCUGAAGACAGGCGAAGGUUGGGUAAAGGUCGGCGAUUGGUCAGAAAGCCGGCCGAAUCAUACUCGCCUGGUCUGGGAAAAAGCUCUUGUGACAUUUCCAGGGAAGCCGAAGAGGGUUCCAAAUGGCUACAGAGAUAACAUUAGAGGGACCCACCUGAGAGUAGUCACGGUUCUGGAUCCUCCCUUUGUUAGACGAAGGAGGGACCCAGCCACGUUACUGGAAGAGGAAGAGCUUGAAGGUUACUGCAUCGACUUGAUAAAAAAGCUUCAGCAGCUCCUGCAGUUCGACUACGACAUCUAUCUUGAGGAAAACAAUGUAUACGGCGCACCCACGAAUGGCAGCCUGCUCGAGUGGUCGGGAAUGGUCAAGGAUCUACUACUUGAUAAGAAGGCUGACCUGGCCGUCGCUGCGGCCUUCAUUUCUACGGAAAGGGCAAAAGUCAUAGACUUCAGCACCGCCUACUAUGAAGCUGGGCUAACAAUACUUAUGAAAAAGGAACAAGUCAAGUCGGAAGGAUUCUGGCCUUUCAUUGCUCCUUUCGAUAUGAACCUGUGGAUACUCAUUCUUGUCGGUACCUUUUUCACGACUGGUGCGUUAUAUGUGAUAGAAUUCCUGAGUCCUUACGGGCAGUAUGGCGUCUACAUCCAGCGCCACGACAGGGACGACCAGCAUUUUAGAGACACGCGGUUUUUCAUGAACUUGCGUAAUUCCUUCCAGUUCUGUUAUGCUGCUUUUGUAGGGAUUAAUAUCGAUGGAGUGCCCAGAUCAUUCUCAGGGCGACUUGUGGGCAACUACUGGUAUCUUUUGGUGUUCUUCAUUACUGCCGGUUACACAGCCAACUUCGCUGCAUUUCUGACUAUUAGCCAGAUUAACAAGCAAUCUAUCAGUAGUCUGACAGAGCUGACCUUACAAAACAAGGUCAAAUAUGGCACCCUUGACGAAUCGAAUUUGGCUCACUUCGUCAAUCAGGGGACGACGGAGACCUAUGCCAGGAUGGCACAGCACAAUGAAAACUUUGAAACCAAUGUGCGCUCAGUGGACAGGGGGAUAUGGCAGGUUAAGAAUGGAUUCAAUGGAAAUGAUUACGCCUUUAUCUAUGAUGAGCCGAUCCUGAAGUACAGAGCGAGCAUCGACCCAGAUUGUGAGCUUGAAACCAUUGGAAAGUCAUUCCGCAAAGCUUCAUAUGGAAUAAUGGCGCGCAAAAAUUCUCCAUUUUUGGACACUCUCGACUCAGCAAUUUUGGAAUUGAAGGAGGACGGGUUCAUGGAAGAUCUGGAAAAACUUUGGUUCCAGCGCGGCGAUUGCUAUGAGAUGGAAAAGACGACUACCUUUUCGAACCUUCGACGCAGUGACCUGGUCAUGACGGCCACUCAGAUGUCAGGCAUUUUCAUGAUAGGUGGUGGGGUGAUCGGCAUUGCCCUUAUUCUGGUGAUAUGUGAAUUCAUCUUCGCUUCUGUGCAGGAUAUCAAGAAGUACAAAAAUGAUGAGGGUGCACCAAACACCAUCUUGGAGGCGCUGAAGAUACGAUUGGAUCACGUGAUCAAGGAGAUGAAAAUCCUCCUCAGAAAGUCACUGCUGUGUCAGCACGCGACACAUGACAAGAUGGAGGACGAAAUACUGCGCGAAUCGGACGCUAUGAGAAAGACUGUGAAAUAUCCUGAAAUGUUCACGAAGUUUUAGCGCGAUGAGUUACUUUGCUGGCUUUGUCAUAGAAAUAAGGAAGGUUUACGGAAGGAAGAAGAGUAAACCUUUGAUUUCACUAAUCUUGAUGGCGUAUAGUGUUGCCUAGCUCUUGCGUACAUGAAAUUAUUCUGCAUCAUUGGUGCACAAAGGUUGUAGUGAUUCCAGAUGUCACAAUAGUUUGAAAAAAUACCCAUAUACUAUCAUGUAAGGUGAAAUGGGGUAUUUGUAGCCCCGAUCUAAUUGUAGCCCCUGACAAUGUUUUGGUAACCAUGGAAUUAUUCAGCCAACGCAAGCAUGUAUAUAAAGAGGUGACUCUUGAGUAUCACAACAUAGAUAGUUUUGGAUUUUGCAACAUGUUAUGUAAGAGCAUUGGCUAUAAGAAGUAAACAAAUCAGACACAUGCACAAAAAAAGUUGGGAACGAACUUUUUACAGGUAUGAAUUUUCCACACUUACAGAGCAUUAAUAUAUUUGAAACUUGGUUCAGGUGAUCAGUAUUGAGUGUAGAGAAUGUUAUAUGCGGCAUUUGAUGUAAUUAUCAAAAUCAAAUUUUUCAGAGACACUUUUCUGACCAAGGUCCCCUGGGGUUAUUUGUAGGCCCUAUAAAAAGCUCAAUAUCCUGUCAUAAAUCAGGAAGAUGCUAGGUUUCUUUAUUCUUAUACCUGAAGUAUAUUAUUUGAUCAUAAAUAUAUCCGAUUUCGAUACAAAUUUAACCCUUUAUGUACCAACAAUGAUACAUUUGAGGUUUCAUACUUGUUCAUCUAACAUUAUUUCGUAAUAAUGUUAAUAUUUUCAGAGUUACUUGUGUCUCUAGUUAAGUCAUACCAUCGACUAGAUGGCAGCAUUUAUUAUGGUACACUUCACCAUUGAGUAAUGCCAGCUAUAGUUGGAGUUGAUACGUGACCCAUACCUGAAACUACAGUUUUUAAUGGAGCACGACAAGACUGUCAGUUAAUUCAGAAUAUCACAAGAUGUUGUCUGACACAAGGUGUAUUAUACAAAUAAGGGGAUAAAUCAUACUUUGUAUUUUUACAUAAGUUUAAAAUCAGUCUGAUUUUCGACGAUAUUGUUUAAAUUGUUGGUAUGUGAUUGCAUCGAACAUCUCUUAAUGUAUUCAAUAAAUACCGUUUGAUACCAGCAAAAUCUCGUCGUCAACCUAGAUUGGAAUAAUAUGGAAAGUUUUAUUACCAAUAAAGACCAUAAAUCUGAGAAGAAAUGUUCUCAUACAUAAAAAAACAUGCAAUUUAAAAUUUCAGUCAGGGGCUACAAAUACCCCAAGGCCACGGAGUAUUUGUAGCCCCUGACCACGGGUCUUGUACUGUCUCUCAGAGGCAUUGUUUUAGAUUAAAUGUAGGCUAAAAAAUUAGGAAGAAAUGCCACUACAAGAUGCAAGCCGGUUUUAGUGAGUCUGCCUGGAAAUCUCUUGCGAAACCAAAGAUAUAGGUGAAAGAGGGGCUACAAUUACCCCAUUUUACCUUAUAGAAUGUUUAACUAGUUAUUGGUUCUAAUUCAGCUCUAAUUAAUUAACCAUUGAACGUAUCAGAUUGCUUCUGCCUAAAUUAUCUUAUUAUAAUCCCAUACUUAUUAUUCCCCGGCAACAAAUUGUGUUAAACCGGGCUAAUUAAAAAAUCGAUUUUUAAAAAAAUCAAAAAAGGCAGAGUGCCAAUCUUCCAGAUCAAUUAAUAAAAAAGAGUUUGACAUUGAGGGUUAAGUUAGACAUGUUAGAUGCUGUGAGGAUCUCACCUGGAUGCAUGCAACCUUUAUUAUGUGACAGAUGUAUUAGCAUCGAUAACUACGUGACCAUUCAUGAUAUUGCUGCAAUGCAGAAGACAGAAAUGCACUGAACACAUAACA